This is a messenger RNA of Paraphaeosphaeria sporulosa, 891 nucleotides long. RefSeq lists its product as uncharacterized. NCBI's taxonomy places the organism in Eukaryota, Fungi, Ascomycota, Dothideomycetes, Pleosporales, Didymosphaeriaceae. The transcript is spliced from 3 exons. The record is from RefSeq and is a predicted model, not a curated record. The coding region runs from base 142 to 597 and encodes 151 amino acids.
CGCUCCCAGCAGAGAACGAAAGCGCACCACACGAGCACACGCAACACAGAGCUCUACUUGACAACAAAGCACCGCGGCCAAAGCACCGCGGCUACCCUCGAACACUCACCACCCCACACAGUAGCCUCUCCUCAGAUCAACAUGGCCGCCGCUGCCGCCUGCCCAGUCAUCGGCUCGACCAACGAUGUCCUCCCGCCCAACCACCCCGAGGUCGACCUCACCAAGGAUGGCCAGACAUGCCCAGUUGUAGGCGCCACCACCGACCACCACCACAACCUCCAGAAGCACCCCUCGGUCCCGAUUCCCGAGCCCAAGUCUCCCCUCGCGACCCAGUGCCCCGCACUCAAGAGCGCAGUCCAGGAACCCAAGAGCCAGGCUAUGGACGAUGCAAUCUGCCCCGUCGUGGGGACCGCUACCACGAUCCUGCCUCCCGACCAUCCCGAUACCACCAAAGCACAAGAGGGCGACGUGUGCCCCGUGACAAAGGCCUCCGUCGGCCACCACAAGCAGAAAGUGCAACCGCACCCCAGCCUGCAGGCUGCAAGCGAUGUGGCCGUCUGCCCGGUUACCGGCCAGCAUGGACCCGCGCAUGCGUAGACGUGGACGGCCGUUCCUUCAUACUUGGAUAACACGGAUGGGCAGAUUGAGGCGUUGGAUGGAUCUUUGGCUUGCGACGUUUGUUAUGAUCAUGACACGAAUGAAGGCCUCGACGGGCUUAACAUGACCACUGCCUAAGUAUGUGACACUUUCACACCGUGAUGUUUGGGCUAUGGCAGUGUGCGACACGGGGAGUCUCGAGGGGCACAGUGCAAUGUAAGAGUCCGUAUAUUGAUCGUCGUGUUGAACAUCAUGAUUGGUAUUGCGCAACUAUUUGCAGCCAUCAGUGCAUCG